GGGAAUGGCUCUAGUCUAGGCCUUUCGGUUUGCGUGGGCGGCAGGCCUGCCGCGGGGAGGGUGGGAGCUGUUGCAGCCGCUCACGGGAGGAAUUUCAUGAGACUUAUUUGAUGUUGAACUGUCUGCUGGUCUUCCCUGCCCCCAGGCCUGUAAUACCCUGGGACACUGCUAAUUAAGACUUUCCUGCAGAUGGAAGAACUGGAGCAAGGCCUACUGAUGCAGCCAUGGGCCUGGCUACAGCUUGCCGAAAACUCCCUCUUGGCUAAGGCUUAUAUCACCAAGCAGGGCUAUGCCUUGCUGGUUUCAGAUCUUCAAGAGGUGUGGCAUGAACAGGUGGAUGCCAGUGUGGUCAGCCAGCGAGCCAAGGAGCUGAACAAGCGCCUGACUGCCCCCCCUGAGGCUUUUCUCUGUCAUUUGGAUGAGCUGCUUCGCCCACUGUUGAAGGACAUUGUUUGCCCUGGGAAAGCUACCUUCUCCUGUGAACGUGUGGCGGAGGCACUGAUACUACAGGUGCGGAGUGAGCUCUCUGGUCUCCCCUUCUAUUGGACUUUCCACUGCAUCCUGGCUAGCCCUUCCUUGGUCUCCCAACAUUUGAUUCGUCCUCUGAUGGGCAUGAGUCUGGCAUUGCAGUGCCAAGUGAAGGAGCUGGCAACAUUGCUUUGUAUGAAAGAUCUAGAGAUCCAGGACUACCAGGAGAGCGGGGCUACAUUGAGCCGAGACCGGUUGAAGACAGAACCAUUUGAAGAAAAUUCUUUCUUGGAACAAUUUAUGGUAGAGAAACUACCAGAGGCAUGCAGUGUUGGUGAUGGGAGACCCUUUGUCACGAAUCUACAAAAUCUGUAUAUGGCAGUCACCAGACAAGAGGUCCAAGUGAGACAGAAACAUCAGGACGCUGGAGAUCCUCAGACCUCAAGUAGUGCCUCUGCACAAGGAACUGAUAGCCAACUUCUGAACCAGCCAGAAGAGCCAGUUUCCUCAGCACCAUCUCUCCCAGUGCCUGACAAAGAACCCACAGGUACUUCAGGCCCUGUGAAGAGACCUCAGCUGUCCAAGGUCAAGCGGAAGAAGCUAAGGGGGCUCUUCAGUUAAGCCACUGUCUCAACUGCUGAGGAUGGACCCAGAGAACAGUUCCUGGUGCCACCUUGAAAGGAGCUCCUGGGGCAGCAGGAACUCUGACAUGGUUACAUCAUCAGAGGCUGGAUCACUGAAGUUCAUAUUCACAGGCCACCUGAAUGAGUGCUAUUAACUGACAGAAUCUUGGCUCCACCCAUUGGGCAUUGGCCUGUCCCAGUGGAAGCCAGUCUCUGGGAAUCCCAUACCUUCCUCUCUUUUGGUGGAGGCUCUCUAGACCCACGACCCUACCAUGGACUUUAGGUGUAUAGAACAAGUCAGCAAAAAGGCACAACAUGCUUAGGAAGCCUUGCCUAUCUUUCUCAAGAGUCCCUAGCCAAUUCCAAGUGCUCCUCAGAGACCCACUUCUCUCUUUAGCUUGGAACAAAAGGCACUCACACUCCCCUGCUUUUGAGAGUACUUGUUCUUCGGAAUACAUUACCCACUUCACGUUACUGGAUACCACUCCACUGUUGUCUCUUAAUAAAGUCUAGGCCCUUAGUCCAAU
Molecule: messenger RNA, 1618 nt
Organism: Myotis lucifugus (little brown bat)
Lineage: Eukaryota; Metazoa; Chordata; Mammalia; Chiroptera; Vespertilionidae
Gene: NHEJ1
Product: non-homologous end joining factor 1
Exons: 8
Coding region: 190-1089 (299 amino acids)
Biological process (GO): double-strand break repair via nonhomologous end joining
Cellular component (GO): DNA ligase IV complex; nucleus
Molecular function (GO): DNA end binding
Source: RefSeq, a predicted model, not a curated record